AUGGCUCAGGUGGAGGCUGUCAGCUUUGGCGCCGAACUCAAGGACGGUUACAAACCUGUGGAUAACUGGGUCGGUCUUGGUAUAGGUUGGCUCUCGGAGAUUCAAGAAUUCUACCAAGAACGCUCUGCCAUCGAGAAAGAAUACAGCCAAAAGUUGACUGCGUUGGCAAAGAAAUACUACGAUCGGAAAUCCAAGAAGUCCAGCAAUCUGAGCGUUGGUGACAACCCUGCUCUGACGCCGGGCUCUUUGGAAGCCGCUUCUCUCACCACUUGGACCACUCAACUCUCCACCUUAGAAGCCCGCGCAAACGAACAUGGCAAGUUUGCCCAAGACUUGCUCAGUCAAGUCUCCACCCCACUGGAAUACAACGCAAGGAAACUCGACGAGUUGAGGAAGAGCCAUGCGGAUUAUCAGACCAAGCUGCUCAAGGAACGAGACUCCUCCUACGGUGAUCUCAAAAAACUAAAAGGAAAAUACGACACUGUUUGUCAAGAGGUCGAAAACCGGAGAAAGAAGGCCGAGUCGUCUUUCGACAAGAGCAAGGCCCAGAGUUCAUACAAUCAGCAACUCAUGGAGAUGAACAAUAUCAAGAACACCUACCUGAUCGGAAUCAAUGUCACAAAUAAAUUAAAGGAGUGUUACUAUCAUGAAUAUGUUCCCGAACUCCUUGACUCGCUACAAGAUCUCAAUGAGACUCGAGUCUCCAAAUUGAACUCCAUCUGGCUAAUUGCCGCUGCUCUCGAAGCCAAUACCUUGAAGAGAAGUUCUGAUCAUAUUGCACAUCUGUCAACCGAGAUUCCCCGAAAUAUCCCGGCCCUGGAUAGCAAUAUGUUUGUGCAGCAUAACGCUGUUCAAUGGCAGGAACCAUCCGACUUGAUAUUCGAACCGUCUCCUGUGUGGUUGGAUAACGAUAACAUGAUGGUCGACGAGACCUCCAAGAUUUUCCUACGGAACAUCCUCCAGAAGAGCAAACCAUUGAUCAAUCAGCUAAAAACGGACGCCACUACCAAAAGGCGGGAGGUAGAGAAUGUGAAGAAGGUGCGGCAGAAUAUUCGGGAGGGAAAAGAUAAACGUGAUGAGGUCGACUGUGUGCGGUCUCAAUUUGCCGUUCAGGAAGAGGUCCACGCCAUUGAAAGGAAACGAUUGACGGCUGAGGUGGAAACCUCGACCAUUUUAGCGGUUGUUGGUGAUCUCAGCAUGUAUGGAAAAAGCCAUGCCUUCAAAUCGGAAACUUUCAAGAUCCCGACCAACUGCGAUCUCUGUGGCGAUCGCAUAUGGGGUCUCAGUGCAAAGGGUUUCAUUUGCACAGAUUGUGGAUUUACAUGUCAUAGUAAAUGCCAAAUGAAAGUACCUGCCGAUUGUCCGGGAGAGCAGACAAAGGAAGAGAAAAAGAAGUUGAAGGUUGAGAGACAGGCUGCAGCGACUGCCGCAGUGGAGGCUCCCAUUCCUGCUUCGAAUGGAGUGGGCUCUCCACCGCCCUUGACGAGGCAGGACACAAUGAACAGUCUCUCUUCCGGAUAUGCUGCGAGUGCGACCCGCUCCUUGUCGGGAAACAUCCCUCGUUCUGUAACUCAGGAUGAUACGACACCGACCAACAGCUCUCCUCUCACUUCCGCCCCGUCGAAUGCUAGCUCUACUCCUGCGGCUGGGGCAAGGAGGAAUCGUAUCGUUGCUCCUCCCCCAGCUGCGUAUGUAAGUGCGACUUCACAACCAGCCUCCAAUGGAGAUGGUCAGCCCAAGGCUAAGAUGAUCUAUCCAUACGAGGCACGCGACUCUGGUGAGGUGUCCCUUUCCGAAGGCACAGAGGUUAAGAUUCUUGAGCCCGAUGAUCAAGGCUGGACCAAGGUAAAUGCUGGCUUCGGCAAAGAAGGCCUUGUUCCUUCUGCAUAUCUUGAAGAAUUACCUACCGCAGUCAGCACACCUGCGGGAGAACGUCCACCAUCGUUGUAUUCCAACUCCAGUGCAUCCUUGGCAUCUUCAAGCAUGGCCGCUGCAAAGAAGAAACAAGGCCCGGUGGUUGCUCCGAGACGGGGCGCAAAGAAAGUGAAAUACGCUGAAGCAUUAUACGACUACACGGCACAGAGUGAUGCCGAGUUCGAUAUGACAGAAGGCGAAAGAUUCAUUUUGAUCAGUAUGGGCACGGGGGAUGGCUGGGCCGACGUGGAAAAGAAUGGGGAGACACGAAGUGUUCCAGCAAAUUAUAUACAAGAAGUUUAA
Molecule: messenger RNA, 2217 nt
Organism: Exophiala bonariae
Lineage: Eukaryota; Fungi; Ascomycota; Eurotiomycetes; Chaetothyriales; Herpotrichiellaceae
Exons: 4
Coding region: 1-2217 (738 amino acids)
Molecular function (GO): protein binding
Source: RefSeq, a predicted model, not a curated record